Molecule: messenger RNA, 5216 nt
Organism: Bombina bombina (fire-bellied toad)
Lineage: Eukaryota; Metazoa; Chordata; Amphibia; Anura; Bombinatoridae
Gene: CRTC3
Product: CREB regulated transcription coactivator 3
Exons: 15
Coding region: 402-2372 (656 amino acids)
Biological process (GO): positive regulation of transcription by RNA polymerase II; protein homotetramerization
Cellular component (GO): cytoplasm; nucleus
Molecular function (GO): cAMP response element binding protein binding
Source: RefSeq, a predicted model, not a curated record
UGUCAAUCCCGGCUAUGUGGGUGGAGUCCUAGCGUCAGGCCCAGGCUGUGCGUUUGGGACUUGUCAGGAAGUGGUGCUUCGUUUGGAUCAUCUCGGAUUUUUUGAGACAUAAGAAAUUUUUUAAUCACUAAAUUGGUCCACGGAAGCAGAAAGACUGGUGUUUCGGUUCUUGUCGCCUGCACGGAGAUUAGUCCCUCACGAAUGGCCUCUCACUCCUCCUCCGGAGACAGGCCAGUCCUCUCCUGAUUCCGUGUACUCUCCGGAAGGGGGCAGCAGACGAGUCCGGACCCCAUGACAGGCUGAACGGGGCCGGUCCCCCUGGGACUGUACAAAUCAAAAUACCCCCGCCUCCUCCCCCUUACAGUUUCCAUCGGGAGGGAAAUACAACCGAGGCCUGCAUUAUGUCUGCGACCCCGGCCUCAAGUAGUUCGAACCCUCGAAAGUUCAGCGAGAAGAUCGCCUUGCAUAACCAGAAACAGGCCGAGGAGACACGGGCCUUCGAUGAGCUCAUGUCUGACCUAACUAUGUCCAGGGUUCAAUUCCAAAAACUUCAGCAGCUGCGAUUGGCACAGUCCCGGGCUCAGUAUUAUGGUGGCUCCUUGCCAAAUGUAAACCAGAUCAGCAGCAACCCGUCUGAUUUCCAGCCGUCUUUCCACCACACUGAUAACAUCCGAGGAAUGCGCCACCAUGGGUUGGUAGAGCGAGUUUCCCGUAAUCGGCUACACUCUCCUCAUCACAGACCUGUAGAGAAACAUGGACGCCAAUGUGACAGCUCUCCGUAUGCACCAGUUUAUCUCUCGCCCCCACCUGACAAUAGCUGGAGAAGGCAGCAGUCUCCCUGGAAUGACGAGAAGCGCCCAGGAUCAAGGCUACUGUCAGCUCUUAACAGAACAAAUUCUGACUCCGCCCUUCACACCAGCGCCUCAAGUAAUAAAUCACAAGAUCCAUUUGGAGCGAACCAGUCUAUGUUGAGGGCUCCCAGGCCACCUCAAAGAAACACAAGUUUACAGGAUGGUGAAGCUGACGGCUUUAGUGAAGUUUUCUCUUUCCAAAAUUCCUUGCAUGAAGAGUCUAUGUUGAAUGUAAAUAAGCCACUGCCCAAACAGCUAUGGGAAGCAAAGAAGGUCCAGUCCUUGACAUCUCGUCCCAGGUCCUGUGAAGUGCCCGGUAUUAAAGUUUUUCCAUCUUCUGAUCAGUCUACAAGUCUAUCACAUUUCCAAGGAAAUCUAAAUACAGGUGGAUCACUGCCAGAUUUAACCAACCUGCAUUUCCCAUCCCCUUUGCCAACUCCUUUGGAUCCAGAUGAUACAGCGUAUGGCAACCUUAGCUCAGAGAACAGUACAGGUGGUCUUCCUGCGGCCAUGACUCAUCUAGGCAUUAGUGGUUCCCCAGGUAUGCAAAACACACACAGUAACCCUUCCAUCCAUUCAUCGUUGAACAACAGUCCUCUUACUCCUACUAUGAACAACCAUGGGCCUCAGUCUGGUUGCAGCAAUCCUGCCCUUCACUCAUCCCUUCGCCUGGCUUCCCUCAGUAACCCUUCUCUUCCUACUUCUGCUAUGGGAAAUUCCCCAAGAAGAAGACACACUCCUGUUAGCCCUUUGACUCUCACUCCCAGCAGUGAGUCCAGCAGGAGUGGACAAUUCUCUCCAACAAGCCCAUUAAAUAUGCAGCCACAUUCACAGGGUAUCAACAUGGACAGGAAUCCUCUUUCUCUUCCUCCCUUGGAGCCUCCCCCUCCAUAUCCAUUAUAUCAAGAACAGUCCCAGCAUCCACUUCAUCAUUCACAGCAGCAAGUGCAUGAAUCUCCUGAGUCACAAAGCUACCAGCCUCCAUCACCAGUACCCUGCCCACCUCUGGACUUGAACUUGGCUAAUAGUGCUCUAAGUGGCUUAUUUGCAGAUUCUUUCUUCGAUCAGCAGCAGCCUACAAGGCAGGGAAAGUAUCUAUGGCAGCAGGAACAAUAUGAUAUGUUUGGAAGUCCAAGCAGCUCCCUUCCAAAUAGCAAUGCCUUCUUCGAUCCUAACAUGAAUCUUCAGUACUCUCAAGCAUCACUAAUGGGAUUAGGAGGCAGCCACGGAAAUUUACAGGAUCCUUUCCAGCUGCGACCAAAUUAUUUGUACUCCAAUUGUGGAGGAAGUGUCCCAAACAUUAUCCUGACAGAUGACUCGAGCAACAGCUUAUCAAAGGACAUUAGCAAUGCAGUUGCUGGAGUUUCUGAGAUGGGUUUUGAUGCAGAUAAUACAUUUCAGUUGGAUGAUGACCUGAAAAUUGGACCUCUCAGCCUGGAAGGACUCAGCAUGCUUAGUGAUCCAGACAUGGUCCUGCCUGACCCUUCAAUAGAAGACAGUUUUAGGUCUGACAAGCUGUGAUCAAUUCUUUAAACUGAAUAUUGACUUUUAAAGCCUACCUUUAGCGACAAAAGAAAACAUUUUGGAAACACAACAAAAAUAAGAUGCUCCUUUCCUUUCUUGAUCACUAGUUUCACUUGAGCAGGUUUCUCUGGGUACAAAUCAAGCAGAUAUGCUCCGAUGUUGUCUGGAGACAUAAGGAAAGAAUUUUUUUUCUUGCAAAGAAUUGCAAAGGAAAAUGGACCUGAGCCUGCUUUGUUAGACCAAGCUGGUAACUGGUGUCUUGUAGAAAAACACCUGUGUUUUCUGAAGUAAACUAGGUAGUGUAACCACAUUUUUACCAGUUACAUGGUAAUGUGCCAUUGCCUUAACCUUUUUAUCAUUAGAAACCUACAGCAUAUUGUGAUACAAUACUUUGCAGCUCUUGUGAUAGCAACAUAUUCAUUUAUGUGUAUAUUUUUAUGUAUUGUUUGUUGACAAUGUAAAAAAGAGACAGCCCAAUAGUGGAAAUAGUAUCAAAGCAAAAAAAAAAAAAACUUUUAUAUUAUAGAGACUUAAACCACUGACCUCAAUCAUUGACAGCUAAUAAUAUAAUGACCAGUUGAUUCUGCCAUGAAUUGCUGCCAUUUUAACUGAGAUAUGGUCUUAAACAUAGCAAAAUAAUCUUUUGGAGGAGAAAAAAAAAUGGGAAAAAAAGUCCAUGGCUGUACAUGACGGCCUGUGCCUUAAUACUAGCCACUUUCUUCAGAUAUAAUUAAAUGACCGGAUAUUUUUUAUAAAUAAUUUUGUUCAGUCAUGGAAUUUGUUUUCUGACGACCCAGUGCUGGAAAACUGUUUUUCAAUCCGUCUUAUAUAUUUUCAAAAACUACAACAUAAUUGAGAACUGUGGGGCCAUUAAGAAAAGGCUUCAAAAUCCAGGUUGUUUAUCUAGUCGAUAUAUAAAACACAUUACAUGACAAAUUUUGGGUUGUCUUUUUAGAGAGUACUGCCUGUAUCAAUGAUUGCUUGCCAACUAAAGAAAUUAGAGAGCUUGGUCUUCCUUGGCCAAAGCCACUGUUCUUGCAACAACUUUAUCAGGUAUCUAGAAGAAGGUGUCAUUUUCUUCAUGAACUUUUAGUGUGCUAACAAAAAUAAUUGUUUAACCAAAUUUACAUGCCCAUCCUUCAAAAUAAUGAGUCAGACACUUGUAACUUGUCCUAGUCAGAGAAAAGAUUUUCAAUGAACUCUUAUCACACUAUGCCUUCACUUAUGGAAACUAUUGAAAGUUUAUCUCCUAUAUGACUCAAAAGGAGCUCUCUGUGGUCCGAUAUAAACUAGACUGGCUAGGGAAUAAAUUGGCAAUCAUUAAGUUAACAUAAAAUGCCUAACAUCUUUUGGGAGAGUAAUUAACCUAAGAGCUUGUUAAGUGCAAUAGACCAUACAUUUUGCUAUUUAGGGUUGUAAAGAAUAACCUUUGCAUUUUCCAUUUGUGCCUUACCUGCAACUCCAAUAGUAGUUAAAUGUGCAGAUUAUCCAAAAUAUCUUUGACAAUCUAUUGCAACCCUUAUUUAAUUUUUAAUUUUUUUUUAAAGCCACAAGUGUGGCAAAUUCUAGAUAUUUUAUUGAUAAGAUGACAAAGAAUGUUUUAAGGGCUACAAGAACACCAAAUGUAUUUCUUAAAUAUUAGUAGAGCAAAAAAACAAUACAAAUUACAGCUUUUUAUGUUAAAAAGAGAUGGUCAAUUAUUGAUUAGUUUGUAGCUAAAUGAUGUUUAGAUAAUGUUUUAGGUGAUUUAUAUGUAUGCACCUUUGUUAACUAGCUUUAUUUCCCAAGCAGUGAUAGACUACAAAUGCCCAUACCCAUUACAGCCUGGGGAAAUGUCAUUGGAUAUUCAUGUACUCUAAACAUCAUAUCUCUCUUUCACAGCACACAUUGCACUUUUUCCAGAGCACUUGCUUACUUAUUUUCUCUAUUCCUACAGUUCAUUUUACUCUGUGCACUUUUGUUGUGGAUCCAACAAAAGGUGCUGUUCGGCUUUUUGCAGCGCCUUAAUAUUAAACUGUUUCCGAUCUCUCGUUUGAAAACAAAAAACUAUUUAUUACAAUGAUCUAAAGUUAUUUCAGCUACUUUUUAAAGGGUCAUUAAUAUCAAAAGGUAUUAUUUUAACUUUUUUCACCCUUUGUGCUGAAAAUGCCUUAAUGGCAAUUAUCAUUAUCUAAUAUUUAAUGAGACAUUGAACUCAAACUUAAAUCAUCUAAAAAAAAUAUUUUAAGUGAAGAAAAAAAUUGUAAAACCUGAUCUGUUUUAGCUGCUUUUCCUACAAAGUACCCUGUAAAGUUCUUUUACACCUAGAGAGGCUUGAGUGCAUUAUACAACCAUUUUGAUAUACAGCAGCCCCAACAUUUUGUUUUAAAUGGAUACUAAAUACAUUUUAUGCCUCUUUCUAAUAAUUAGAGCUGCCUAGGUUACAAUGCAGGAAUCAGAAGGAGAGUUGCUGCACAUGUGCAAACAGGCCAGCACUGAAAUGUAGUGAAAGACAGAUUUCAACACGGUGGCACCCAUGACUAGAGGGAGGCAGAAUAACAUCAGUACUAUACUUAAACAAGGUAUUUAGUGCUUAAUGUCCCUUUAAAAAGCAUUAUACAUGCUAAUAAAAAUAAAGGACCGAUUUGGCUUUUUUUUUUUUUUUUACUUCAAAAUCAGCACCAUGUGCAUGCACCUGGUGCUGAUCUCAUACCAUGGAGAAUUUGAUGCAUAGAAUGUGCACAGUACAUACACACCAAUUCUUGUCUGCAUGCGUUCUGAGAUAGGCACCCAGCGACAUGUAAAAGGUUUUAAUCUCUGAGUUAACUGCCAUUAUUAAAUGAAAAUCUUUUUUAUAUUGUA